Molecule: messenger RNA, 249 nt
Organism: Guyanagaster necrorhizus
Lineage: Eukaryota; Fungi; Basidiomycota; Agaricomycetes; Agaricales; Physalacriaceae
Product: fungal hydrophobin
Exons: 4
Cellular component (GO): fungal-type cell wall
Molecular function (GO): structural constituent of cell wall
Source: RefSeq, a predicted model, not a curated record
UGCUCCACUGGUACCGUACAGUGCUGCGACUCUGUUCAGAGCCCUAGCUCCAAUGUCGUUCAGACUCUCUUGGGCCUCCUUGGAAUCCCCAUUGGCGAUGUCACUGCUAAUGUCGGUGUUACCUGCAGCCCCAUCAGCGUCAUCGGGGUCGGAGGCAAUUCCUGUUCUGCGCAAACGGUCUGCUGCGAGAACAACUCCUUCAACGGUGUUAUUGCGCUCGGCUGUUCCCCCAUCAACAUUGGCCUCUAA